This is a messenger RNA of Hemibagrus wyckioides, 2972 nucleotides long. It is a transcript of the gene casp8, whose product is annotated as caspase 8, apoptosis-related cysteine peptidase. NCBI's taxonomy places the organism in Eukaryota, Metazoa, Chordata, Actinopteri, Siluriformes, Bagridae. Gene Ontology annotation, molecular function: protein binding; cysteine-type endopeptidase activity. Bases 181 to 1659 code for a protein of 492 amino acids. The transcript has 10 exons. Gene Ontology annotation, biological process: proteolysis; regulation of apoptotic process. The record is from RefSeq and is a predicted model, not a curated record.
GACGUCAUGAGUCAUGUUUUCCCUUUUGUGUCGGUAUUGACUUCCUUGUUACACUGAAAGUAAGAAAGACUGUUAAACGCCAUAUUUCCUGGAAUUUUCUGAGUUAAAAGUUUGCCUCGAUCCGAACCGUUUAGUCGUCGUCCUUUGGUAAAUGUGAAGAAGGAUCUGUUUCAGCUCAAAAUGGAUGUCGAUAAACUUCAUGAGCUUGAUGAGCAGCUUACAAAGAGCGAGGUCGCAGCACUGAAGUUCCUCUGCAUGGAUCACAUCGGCAGGAAACGACUGGAGACUGUGAAGGAUGCAAAAGACCUGUUCAUCCGACUCGAAGAGCAAGAUUUGCUCGCGGAUGAACUCUUCCUCACUGACCUGAUCUUCACUAUUGGCCGCUGUGACUUACUUUCCAUCCUGGGUGCUAACAAAACACACGUUAGCAGACAGUUGGAAAAUCAGAGCUCUGGUGUUUCACUGUACAGAAAGAUGCUGUAUAAGCUAUCUGAAGACGUAACGGACGAAAACCUUCAUAGCAUAAAGUUCCUUCUGAACGGCCUACCUAGAGCAAAACUGACUUCUGCUACGUUUUUGGACGUCCUGGCUGAGAUGGAGAAAAUGGAAAAGCUCGGAGAAGACAACCUGAAUGAACUAGAGAAUGUUCUGAGUAGAUGUAGCAAAGACCUAGCUUAUAGGGUACAGAGAUUCAAGGCAAAUGGGACAAGGAGACCUGUUUGCAUCUCAACAACAGGUGAGGAGGAAGAAAACAUCAGUCUGCCUGUGCAGCCUCAAGAGGAACUUAUGCCCAUGCCUAACAUAUCCAUAGCAGAAACAAACCCCCAAUUGAUCGGUUCCAUGACUGUGAAUGAGAGCAUGGACACAGACUCACAAGAAAUGCAAGGCUCCCAAAUGUCACCAGCAAAUGCAAACAAUGUGGAUGACUAUUAUCACUUAACCCAGCGGCCUGUUGGAUACUGUGUGAUUAUUAACAACUACACCUUUGACAAGAGCACUAAAUUCCCCCCGAGGAGAGGGACGGAUAAAGAUAAAGAUGCACUUACUGAAGUUUUCCAGAGAAUGCAUUUCUUAGUGGGAGUAGAAAAAGAUCUUGUGAGUUCAGACAUGCUGAAAACCAUGGACAAAUUUUCAAAGGAGGACCACUCAAAAAUGGAUGCCUUUGUAUGCUGCAUCCUCUCACAUGGCGAAAAGGGUGCCGUGUUUGGGACCGACGGCAAACCUGUCCAGAUCCGUGAUCUCACGAAACCAUUUGCCGGCUGUAAAACGCUCACGGGCAAGCCCAAACUUUUCUUCAUCCAGGCAUGUCAGGGCACUGAGCUGCAGAAGGGUGUGUUGAGGCAAGAUGGAAACGAAGAUGAUGAGCUGGAGGACGAUGCCGAAACAGCUGUGAGUCCUUAUGUCCCUAUUGAAGCAGACUUCCUGAUCGGCAUGGCAACUGUGGAGUCCUACAUGUCUUUCCGUCACACAAUAAAUGGAUCCAUUUACAUCCAGGAGUUGUGCAAAGAACUGAAGUCGGGCUGCCCUAGAAAUGAAGACAUCCUGUCAAUACUGACGAAGGUGAACCGCAAUGUGAGUGCCCAAGAUUUAAAGAACAGCAAGCAGAUGCCUGAGCCUCGCUACACCCUUACUAAGAAGCUGGUGCUGCCCAUGGACUGAGCUGGAAAACCUUUUUGCAAUUCUGUUAAGUUUGAUUAGCCUUUUGCAUAAGGCAAUGUGAGAUGUCUAUAUUUAUAAUAUUGCACCAUCCACUUUAAUAGGAACACCUGUGCACUUGCUCAUUUAUGCUGUUAUCUAGUCAUUCGGUCAUGUGGCAGCAGAGCAGUGUGUAAGAUCAAGGUGCUUCAUUUUAAUAUUCACAUCAAACAUCAAAUUGGGGGAAAAAUUAUGAUCUGUGGUUUUAACCGUGGCAUGUUUGGUGCUGACAGAUUGGACAGGCUGGUUUGAUUAUUUCAGAAACCGCUAAUCUCUUGAAAGAGGGAUUCAGAGAUUACAUAGUAUUGUGUAGCAAUAAAAAAAUAAAAUCUUUCUGCUGAAUGGACUGUUUUGUGCUGACAAGAAAGUCUGGACAGGAAAUUACUCAUUUUAAACUGUGGGGAGCUGAAAAGUAUCAGCCACAACAGCCUCUGAACAGCCAAGAACAGGAAUCCGAGAUUAAUGAGUACAGACUCACUGAAACCGGAGAACUGUAAACUACAAAAAGAUGUGAUCUAUUUUUCUAAUCUUCAAUUGUCCAGUUUCUGUAAGUCUGUGCUCAUGAUAGCCUAAGAUUCUUGGCUGACAGGAACAGUGUGGUCCUCUGUUUUUACAGACCAUCCACCUUCAUUUGUGAAGUUUUGUGCAUGCUGAGCUGCUUUUCUGAUCGCAAAAGUUGUAUAGAGGCGGGUCCUCGAAACUACCUGACCAUUUUCCUCUGAGCUCUCUUCUCAACCAGGGAUUUCCAAGAUCAGAACUGUUCAAUUUCAUUGUGUAAACUCUGGUUCAAUAUUGACUAUACCAUGACCAAAGUCACAGCUAUCAGUUUUACUCUUUUUUUUUUUUUUUAAGAUUAUCUGUAUUGUGCUGCUGCCUACAUGAUUGAAUAAUUGGAUAAAUGAAUAAAUGAACAAGUGUACCAGUGUUCCAUUUCAAAGUGGACAUUGCAGAUGAAUACCUUUUUUGAAAUUUCUUCCAGGGUGUUUCAGGGUUUUUUUUGGGACAUUUGGAUAAGACAUUCUCAGCACUUACGACUAUGCUUUAUGACCAUCAGCGACUUGGGAAAAACUAUUUUUGCUAGGGCUUUUACACAAUCAACAAUAAUAUUCAUACGUUAUUUUUGCAUCUUUAACUAAAUUUUCACAAGUGCCUAGUGUGACAGAUUAUUUGGUAUUAGAAAUCCUGAACUAUAUCUGUGUACAGAUGCAUAUGCAACCAGGAGUUAAAAUUAUUACAAAUAAUGUGACAAUUAUUUUUAAUAAACAAAAUAAAAACAA